Salvelinus fontinalis (brook trout) is the source of this 3393-nucleotide messenger RNA. It is a transcript of the gene tmem169b, whose product is annotated as transmembrane protein 169b. The coding region runs from base 1660 to 2574 and encodes 304 amino acids. The record is from RefSeq and is a predicted model, not a curated record. The transcript is spliced from 3 exons. Lineage: Eukaryota; Metazoa; Chordata; Actinopteri; Salmoniformes; Salmonidae.
AGAACAGCCCUUAGCACCUUAAUCAGAGCAGUCAAAUUAGUUAAAUCAUCCACUGAUAGAUUAUCUGAUUAUCUGGCCAGUUUAAUAAAGGCGAAUUAUCUUUUCUCUUGCGACAUAAUCAAAAUAGUUUAUUAAGUCAUGUCUUAGUUCGCAAUAAUUAUUAUUUUGAUGAAAACCACAUUUUGCGUCUAACAUAGUUACAAGUUACGAUAUUCCUUCUAAAUUGGCUCGGGAACAUGUAUGGGAUAAUUGUUUAUUGUAUAAAUGUGUCAACUCCUCUCUUCCGGUGGAAAAAAAUAUGUUUGUUUAUUUUUCAGUCCUUUUGUUCUGGAUUUGUGUUGUCAUUGGGAUACAAAUGUGAUAGUCCUGGCAACCCUGCCUACAUCGGCGAACAGCGUAGUGGUGUGGAGCGUACGUCUAUCGAAGGGGUGUCGGAUAAAAUAACACUACUACUGUACCUCAGUUUCGGUGGUAAAUCAUUUUAAGGGCUUUCCUUCUGAGAAUACCUGCUCUCACACAGAAUGGACACAUACAGGCAGCACUGUUUCCCAAGUGAUCAUUAGUCCCAGCCCCAGUCAGGAGGUAAGGCCUAGAGAGGUGUCCCAGUCAGGAGGUAAGGCCUAGAGAGGUGCCCCAGUCAGGAGGUAAGGCCUAGAGAGGUGUCCCAGUCAGGAGGUAAGGCCUAGAGAGGUGCCCCAGUCAGGAGGUAAGGCCUAGAGAGGUGUCCCAGUCAGGAGGUAAGGCCUAGAGAGGUGCCCCAGUCAGGAGGUAAGGCCUAGAGAGGUGCCCCAGUCAGGAGGUAAGGCCUAGAGAGGUGCCCCAGUCAGGAGGUAAGGCCUAGAGAGGUGUCCCAGUCAGGAGGUAAGGCCUAGAGAGGUGUCCCAGUCAGGAGGUAAGGCCUAGAGAGGUGUCCCAGUCAGGAGGUAAGGCCUAGAGAGGUGCCCCAGUCAGGAGGUAAGGCCUAGAGAGGUGCCCCAGUCAGGAGGUAAGGCCUAGAGAGGUGCCCCAGUCAGGAGGUAAGGCCUAGAGAGGUGCCCCAGUCAGGAGGUAAGGCCUAGAGAGGUGCCCCAGUCAGGAGGUAAGGCCUAGAGAGGUGCCCCAGUCAGGAGGUAAGGCCUAGAGAGGUGCCCCAGUCAGGAGGUAAGGCCUAGAGAGGUGCCCCAGUCAGGAGGUAAGGCCUAGAGAGGUGACCCAGUCAGGAGGUAAGGCCUAGAGAGGUGACCCAGUCAGGAGGUAAGGCCUAGAGAGGUGUCCCAGUCAGGAGGUAAGGCCUAGAGAGGUGUCCCAGUCAGGAGGUAAGGCCUAGAGAGGUGUCCCAGUCAGGAGGUAAGGCCUAGAGAGGUGUCCCAGUCAGGAGGUAAGGCCUAGAGAGGUGUCCCGGCCCCAGUCAGGAGGUAAGGCCUAGAGAGGUGACCCAGUCAGGAGGUAAGGCCUAGAGAGGUGUCCCAGUCAGGAGGUAAGGCCUAGAGAGGUGUCCCAGUCAGGAGGUAAGGCCUAGAGAGGUGUCCCAGCCCCAGUCAGGAGGUAAGGCCUAGAGAAGUGUCCCAGUCAGGAGGUAAGGCCUAGAGAGGUGUCCCAGUCAGGAGGUAAGGCCUAGAGAGGUGUCCCAGCCCCAGUCAGGAGGUAAGGCCUAGAGAGGUGUCCCCUUAGUCAGCCAGUAUGGCCCAGGCGGAGCCCCAGCCCAGUGGGGGUAGCAGCCCCCAGCUCAUCUCCCUCCAUUCAGAGAUGUCAGAGGCAUCAGGGAACCACGUAGAGGUGGGCUCCGCCAACCGGAGGAAGAGGAGGAGGAAGGAGCCCAGACCCGAGUCCAUCAUUGUGUAUCGCUCAGACAAUGAGAGGGGGCCCGGGGAGGAGCAAGGGGGAGAGGAGGGAGGCGCCGAGAGGAGCACAGAGGGGGCCAAGUUCCUCAACACACCCACCGGCGAAGGAGGCUGGAGCGACAGGAGCAUGCCCCCAGACAGCCGUUAUGUGACCUUGACCGGCACCAUCACCAGGGGGAAGAAGAAGGGUCAGGUGGUGGACAUCCACGUUACUCUAACAGAGAGAGAACUCCGGGACAUGGCCCUCUCUAAGGAACGUCUGGACGCUGAGUGUGAGAGGGGCCAGGGCUCCAAGUGUUCCUGUGGCUUGGGGUUCUUUCAGGGCCCCCAUGUGAUCCUCUGGAGCCUAUUGUGUGCUCCUUUAGUAUUCCUUAUCGCCUUCAUCACGUCGUUUUACUAUGGAACGCUCACCUGGUACAACGUGUUCCUGGUCUACAACGAGGAGAGAACGUUCUGGCAUAAGAUCACCAUCUGCCCCUGCCUCAUCAUCUUCUACCCCAUGCUGAUCAUGCCCAUGGCUCUGUCCCUGGCUCUGUACUCCACCCUGGCGCAGGUCUCCUGGGCCUUUAGUGAGUGGUGGCUGUCUGUCCGCGACCUGGAGAAGGGGUUCUGUGGCUGGGCCUGUGGGAAGCUGGGGCUGGAGGACUGUUCUCCGUAUAGUAUCGUGGAGCUGUUGGACUCUGACAACUUCUCAGGGAGCAUGCAAGGGAAUAACAAGGCCCCCGGCGAGGAUGCUCAGACGUCCUCUGUGUGAGACUGGGUUGUAUUCGCUAGGAAGCAAACGGGUCGAAACAGGUUAGGACUUCCUGAACUUGUCCGUUAAGAAACACUUUUUGCAAGGGUGUACCCACUAAUGAAUAUAACCCUGGACUGGCGUCAUGGACACAAACACACAAACUGGUGUUGUCGUCAUACUUUCACAUUUUCUGAUACCUUCAAAAAGCUGAUUCUUGUUUUAACUUCUUACUAGUUGUUGUCGUAGUGAUCUCUGUGUUUACUGUUCCAAUCACAAUGUUGUUAUGUUCUAAAUGUUGUUAUUUAUUUCAAUAUUUCAACCGCUAGCUAGUUUAGUUGUAAGUGUUGUAAAAUGGAUGUUUUGUAUCAUAGGACGGGGCUAUUAAAAUAUGUUUAAAUGAAAUGUACUGUAACAUGAGGGUUGCUAAAAUACUGCCCAUCGUUUACUGUAUACGACACAAGACCUAUCUAUCAAACAUAUUGAUAGAUUUCUGUUGAAAAACUGUUGCACUGAAAUCCUCGAUAGGACAGGAAGGAAGUUACCUUUAUAUCUAAUGUACUGUACCUGCAUGAAGUCAUACUUUACCUUUCUCUCUUUCGGGUGGAAGAGAUUACAUUUUAAAUGGUGGCAGGGUGGAAGGAACUCUGGGACAUUCAUUCAGCAGACAGGAAUGUAGAACUACGAUUUGAAGGAUCUAAAAGGAUUUUGGUCAGUACCUCUGUUCUCUAUAUUAAGGUAAAUCUGUGUGUGUUGUUCACUCACUCUUCACAUCAUGUUUGUUGCUCACCAUGAGAUAAAAUGGAUGGAAAUAAAACCUGAAUACUUUUCACGGUUCAA